AUCUUCUCCUGACCGUGGACACAACGCAGCGGUACCAGAAGGUGAAGGGCUUCGGUGGCUCCGUCACCGACGCGGCUGCCUUGAACAUCCUUUCCUUGCCGGAAAGAGCCCAGGAGGCCCCAGGGGGAGGGCUGGAGUACAACCUCGUGCGGCUCCCCAUGGCUAGCUGCGACUUCUCCCUCCACGCCUACACCUACGACGACGUUCCCUUCGACUACGAGCUCACCCACUUCAGCCUGCGAGACGAGGACACGAAGCUGAAGUGGAUGAAGACCAGCGAGUCCUUCGUGGGGAAGGGCACGCUGAAGGGACAGGCGGGGGACAAGUACCACAAGACCUGGGCCAACUACUUUGUACGGUAA
This is a messenger RNA of Eurypyga helias (sunbittern), 362 nucleotides long. Its product is annotated as glucosylceramidase-like. Gene Ontology annotation, molecular function: glucosylceramidase activity. The record is from RefSeq and is a predicted model, not a curated record. Gene Ontology annotation, biological process: glucosylceramide catabolic process. The annotation marks the transcript as partial. Lineage: Eukaryota; Metazoa; Chordata; Aves; Eurypygiformes; Eurypygidae. The transcript has 3 exons.